Messenger RNA from Ceraceosorus guamensis, 2483 nucleotides. RefSeq lists its product as hypothetical. The record is from RefSeq and is a predicted model, not a curated record. Gene Ontology annotation, biological process: heme biosynthetic process. The transcript is spliced from 3 exons. Lineage: Eukaryota; Fungi; Basidiomycota; Exobasidiomycetes; Ceraceosorales; Ceraceosoraceae. Gene Ontology annotation, molecular function: hydroxymethylbilane synthase activity. Gene Ontology annotation, cellular component: cytoplasm. Bases 238 to 2328 code for a protein of 696 amino acids.
CUCGUCGGCGCAAACUUCCUGCUACUUUUUGUUGUUCUUCUGCCCACAAUCAGCCUGCUGACAGUCACUUCCCCACUCACACUGACUAGUCCUCUACCAUUACCACCAUCAUCAAGCAGACAGCAAGCGCCAAGAUCAGGAGAACAAGCACAGCUCACCCUUGUCCCUCGUUCAAGCCGCUUUGACUGCUACUUGCCAAUUUCGCAGCUGGACCCCACCAAGUUUAAACAGGCCAAGAUGGCAUCCAGCACCGUCUAUGUCGAGCGGCACCCAGACGAAGGGACGGCGCAAUGUCCUGUGGCGCACGAUCCAGCGCAGCCGCUUCCACCCGGUCAUCCCCCGACCUCCAGUCACCCCGCCAGCAGUCUGAAGCCACCCACCGCGCCCGGCUGCAUCUUCUUCAGGACCACCGAUGAUCUCAUCGUCACACCUCCACUGUCAAGAGUGGCGAGCGCAAAGCUGGACGAUCUCAAAGCAGCAGCCAAUAUCAAUCCGCUCGCUCCCGGAGCUGGUCAAUCACUGGACCCCGACACCAGUCUUGUGCUCGCGUCUCGUAACUCGCAGCUGGCGCUGGUGCAGAGCAGUCAUGUGUCAGCCAUGCUCUCGUCUCACUACUCUCACCGCUCGCCCGCUUUUGUCAGCUUCACUCGAGAACAAGCGGCUUUAGCAGGGCAGUCCUCUUCAGCCAAAGCAGACAGCACAAUCACUCCUCCCUCCACGCCACCUUCUCUUCCUUCCUUGCCCACCUUCGAUGCCGAGACAAUCUCCACCGCACAAAGUAGGAUCGCAGCGCUGGGCAUUCCAGGCCCUUGCAGCUUCCCAAUCACGUCGAUGUCCACUGCCGGAGAUCACAAUCAGCGCUCGCCUCUUUACGUCAUUGGCGGAGACGGCAAAGCGAUUUGGACAAAGGAGUUGGAAGUCGCUCUCUCUGGUGGAGCUGUCGACGCUAUCGUGCACUGUCUCAAGGAUGUGCCCACUGCGCUGCCAGACGGGCUCAUGCUUGGCGCGAUUAUGGAGCGAGAAGACCCGAGAGACGCUCUUGUCGUCAAGAAGGGCUUGCCUUACAAGACGCUGGACGAGCUCCCUCCUGGUUCUGUGAUUGGAACAUCGUCCGUUCGAAGGGUGGCGCAGCUGCGCAGGAGAUAUCCAGAGCUAGUCUUUUCAGAUGUCCGCGGAAAUCUCAACACUCGUCUCUCAAAGCUUGACGCGCCGAAUGGGCCUUACACUGCGCUAGUACUUGCCGCAGCUGGACUGAUACGAUUGAAUCUCACAGCUCGCAUCACUGCCUUCCUUUCUGCACCUGUGCUGAUGUACUCUGUCGGCCAAGGUGCGCUCGCCAUCGAGGUCAGAACACCACCGCCUGGAGCUGAUCCUCGAACGAACAGAGAGGCUCGGAUUCUUGAAAUGAUCCGAUCCAUCAGCGACUGGCGAGCUACAUGGCGGGCUGAAGCCGAGAGAGCUUUGCUGAGGGAGCUGGAAGGAGGAUGCUCCAUUCCUGUUGGUGUGGAGACCCGAUUCGCCGACCAUGCAGAGGUGGAAGGACAAAGGAAUGAAGGAGAAGCUCUCAGGUUGGUGGCCGCUUCUCGUGGCGUCGACGUAGGGGAUACGCGAGAGGAAGAAGGGCAUACGAUUCCUCCGGACGAGAUCACGUCCAGCUCUGGUGCGCCAACAAGACCUGCUGCGCUUGAGAGGCUCAACACGGACAAGUUAGACGUUGCUGCUGCUCAAGCUGCCAGCACUUCUGCUACCCCUGCACCGACACCGGCCAUCAAAGCUGCCGAAGAGUACUACCCUGAAGAUCGCGCCGCAGCUCCCGCAGAAGGAGCCGAGCUCACACUUCACGCCAUUGUAGUAUCUCUGGACGGCAAGAGGUCAUGCGACUACACACUUACGCGGCAUUGCAUGGAUGUUGCGGAUGCGCAAGCAUUGGGAAGAGCUGUCGCUCAAGAGCUUGCCCAAUCCAGAGGAGCUAGGGCGAUCUUGGAAGAGGUGGAGAGGCACCGCAAGCUGGCAGAAGCAGCGGACGAGAGGAGACGGAGAGAAGGCAGAGCUCAAAGGGUCGCGGAAGUUGCUGGAAAGGCGGAGGCCGUGGCGCACGAGGGCUACGGACUGGAAGGGAGGAGGGAAGAGAAGCAGAGCUUGGAAGCGAUCGAUGAAGCUGAGGCUAGACGCAAGUUGCAAGAGGUCCUCGAAGCUGCCAAGAAUGGAGAUAGGACUAGAAGCGGUAGUCUGCUCAAUGGCGACGUUCCCCAUGGAUUACUUGCUAACGAGACGGAUAGGAGAGGUAUUCCUCGAUCGGACGGUUUGCCAAAAGCUUGGGAAGUGUAGAUCAGAAUCAGAUGUCUGCCUGCCAUUCCAUGUUCCUCCAUCUUCCCUUUCGAUUUUUUUCUUUUUGCAACCUUGGGCUUGAUCACUAUGACUCCUUGCGCGUGGCAAUGUUACCCGAAGAGCUCCCGCAGACUUGCACGAUGACUCCUGCAGGC